Molecule: messenger RNA, 222 nt
Organism: Symbiodinium pilosum
Lineage: Eukaryota; Dinophyceae; Suessiales; Symbiodiniaceae
Source: the annotation of a GenBank genome assembly
AUGAUUCACUGGAGGUGCCCUUGCAUAACGCGUGCUCGGGGAUCCAGCCAUGCCUUCUGGAUCACUUCCAAAGCAAGGCAUAUCAGGACCAAGGAGCUUGCGCGAGCACAAGGGUGGCCAUGGCAGAUGUUGAAGGGGCAUUCGCUGACACAGUGCCAGAUUGGGGCGGCUCUGGGCAAUGCAUGGCCCCUUCCUGUGGCGGUCGCUUUGAUGAAGGCAUGA